Molecule: messenger RNA, 1133 nt
Organism: Neltuma alba
Lineage: Eukaryota; Viridiplantae; Streptophyta; Magnoliopsida; Fabales; Fabaceae
Product: peptide deformylase 1A, chloroplastic-like
Exons: 4
Coding region: 34-843 (269 amino acids)
Biological process (GO): N-terminal protein amino acid modification; peptidyl-methionine modification
Cellular component (GO): mitochondrion; chloroplast
Molecular function (GO): peptide deformylase activity
Source: RefSeq, a predicted model, not a curated record
CACAAUUUGCAGAGCUCACGUCCCAGAAAGCCCAUGGAGGCGCUUCACCGUCUAUCAUUUCGUUUCCUCUCCGUACCCCUAGCUGAAAGGUGCCUCCUAACUGCUUCAACAACCCCGACAUUGUCCCCUGCCCGAGUAUCACUAUUCAAAGCUGGAAAUUCACUGUUCUAUGGGAACCCCACUACCUCGAAGUCUUUCAACUCGGCAUCUCCUAGGAGGGUGGCCAAAGCAGGAUGGUUUGUGGGUCUUGGAGCUGAUAAAAAAUUAAGCUUGCCUGACAUUGUCAAAGCCGGUGACCCAGUUCUCCAUGAACCUGCCCAAGAAGUUAAUCCUGAUGAAAUAAGCUCCGAGAGGAUCCAGAAGAUCAUCGAUGAUAUGAUAAAGGUCAUGAGAAAGGCUCCUGGGGUUGGCCUAGCGGCUCCGCAGAUUGGAAUUCCCUUGAGGAUAAUUGUUUUGGAAGAUACAACAGAGUAUAUUAGUUAUGCUCCCAAGGAAGAGAUAAAAGCUCAAGAUAGGCGACCCUUUGAUCUUUUGGUUAUCCUAAAUCCAAAGCUGGAGAAGAGAAGCAACAGGACGGCCCUAUUUUUUGAAGGUUGCUUGAGUGUAGAUGGAUUUAGAGCAGCGGUGGAGCGAUACCUUGAUGUUGAGGUCACAGGUCUGGAUCGUAAUGGAAAACUCAUCAAAAUAAAUGCUUCCGGCUGGCAGGCUCGAAUAUUACAGCAUGAGUGUGAUCAUCUUGAUGGAACCCUCUAUGUUGAUAAAAUGGUUCCUAAGACUUUUAGAACGGUAGAAAACUUGGACUUGCCUCUGGCCCAGGGCUGCCCAAAACUAGGUCCUCGCUGAUCCCGGGUUUUGAUGCUGCCUUCCACUUUUUGCUAGAGCAUCAAAACUGGUUUCUUAUGAAUGUUAGUGAGGAUUCGUGAGUCCAAAUUGAAGUAUAUCAUCUAUAUGAUUGAAUGCUGUCUCAAUUUGAGCAUGGGGAAAGCCCUGUAAGUUUUGUUGUAUUAUGUUCUCGUAACUUCCAUAUGAUUGAGUGCUGCUGUCUCAAUUUGAGCAUGGGGAGAGCCCCUUAAGUUUUGUUGUAUUAUGUUCUCAUAACAUUUUUUUAAAUAAUAUCUACCUUUUCAGUUUAA